AUGUCGUACUCUUGCAAGAUCUUCAACACCAAGAAGGUCGCCAAGAAGGUACGACGACAAAACCCAUCACUGAUCCAUAACUCACUCGACUUGGGAUCUUCCUCCAUCGAUUUCAUUGGGAACAAAUCGUUUGAUUUUGAUGGCACUGUUGUGGUAGCUGACACGAAGAGGUAUCUGAAAGGAGGAGGCGAUCGUCGAUGUUCAAAUGUUGGCCAAAGCUUAGUGUUUACCGCAACUCAUAAAGAGCUAGAAGAAGAGUUCAUAAAUGAAAUCGAUGAAGCUGGUGAUGUGGGUCAUGGCCGUGUUUCUGAUGGCUCCAGUGGUGGCUCCGAUGAUACUGAGUUGAGGUCUAAAUUUAGGGCGAUGGCUCCGGCGGUGGGAUCGAUUGCACGUAUGGUUAUGGGAGGCUGUUCAAGGCGAAAGUCAGGUGAAUAA
Lactuca virosa is the source of this 435-nucleotide messenger RNA. The record is from the annotation of a GenBank genome assembly. NCBI's taxonomy places the organism in Eukaryota, Viridiplantae, Streptophyta, Magnoliopsida, Asterales, Asteraceae.